AUGGCCGCUGCGCCCUUGACACUCAAAGUAGUAAGAACAAUCAGAGGGGUCAGCUCGGGCACAACUCUGGCCACCGCCCUGGCCACCUCCUUGACCACCAUUCCAACUUCCUCCACCCUGAUUCCCUCCCCCACCUUGACCAUAUCUACCACCUCCUUGACCGCCUCCUUGACCGCCACCUUGACCACCCCAACUACCUCCUCCUUGACCGCCCCAACUACCACCUCCUUGUCCGCCUCCUUGACCACCCCAACUUCCACCUCCUUGACCGCCUCCUUGUCCGCUGCCUUGACCGCCUCCUUGUCCGCUGCCUUGACCGCCUCCUUGACCACCCCAACUUCCACCUCCGUGACCGCCUCCUUGUUCGCUGCCUUGACCGCCUCCUUGUCCGCUGCCUUUACCACCUCCUUGACCACCCCAACUUCCACCUCCUUGACCGCCACCUUGUCCACCCCAACUUCCACCUCCUUGACCGCCUCCUUGUCCGCUGCCUUGACUGCCUCCUUGGCCACCUCCUUGGCCACCUCCUUGACCACCUCCUUCCACCUCCUUGUCCACCCCAACUUCCACCUCCUUGGCCGCCUCCUUGGGCUUCCACCUCCUUCCACCUCCUUGACCGCUCCAACUUCCGCCUCCUUGGCCGCCUCCUUGACCACCCCAACUUCCACCUCCUUGACCGCCUCCUUGUCCACCUCCUUGACCACCUCCUUGACCACCCCAACUUCCACCUCCUUGACCGCCUCCUUGACCACCCCAACUUCCGCUUCCUUUACCACCUCCUCCUUCCUUUACCACCUCCUUGACCACUCCAACUUCCACUUCCUUGACCACCUCCUUGUCCCCCCCAACUUCCGCCUCCUUGACCACCUCCAUGACUACCCCAACUUCCACCUCCUUGACCACCUCCUUGUCCGCUUCCACCUCCUUGACCACCUCCUUGACCACCUCCUUGGCCGCCCCAACUUCCGCCUCCUUGACCACCCCUCCUUCCACCUCCUUGACCGCUCCAACUUCCGCCUCCUUGACCGCUCCAACUUCCGCCUCCCUGACCGCUUCCUUGUCCGCUUCCUUUACCACCUCCUUGACCGCCCCAACUUCCACCACUUUGACCACCCCAACUUCCACCACCUUGACCGCCUCCUUGACCACCCCAACUUCCACCUCCUUGACCGCCUCCUUGUCCGCUUCCUUGACCGCUUCCUUUACCACCUCCUUGACCACCUAAAUUACUACCACCUUGACCAAAUCCCGGACCACCCCAAUUUCCACCAUCCUGAGGUCUUCCUUGUCCACCCCCGCUCUGACUUCCACCACUUUGACCACCACUCCAGCUACCUCCACCUUGGCUACCUCCUCCCUGACCGUAUGUUCCUCCACCAGUUUGGCCACCCGUUUGACCUCCACUCCAGCUACCGCCUCCUUGACCAUAUCUGCCACCUCCUCCGUGAUUACUCUGAAAAUAAAUUAACAACCAUAUCCAAAAAUGAUCCACACAAUUAA
This is a messenger RNA of Acanthosepion pharaonis, 1500 nucleotides long. Lineage: Eukaryota; Metazoa; Mollusca; Cephalopoda; Sepiida; Sepiidae. The record is from the annotation of a GenBank genome assembly.